Molecule: messenger RNA, 647 nt
Organism: Tarenaya hassleriana
Lineage: Eukaryota; Viridiplantae; Streptophyta; Magnoliopsida; Brassicales; Cleomaceae
Product: stress-associated endoplasmic reticulum protein 2-like
Exons: 3
Coding region: 256-462 (68 amino acids)
Biological process (GO): endoplasmic reticulum unfolded protein response
Cellular component (GO): endoplasmic reticulum
Source: RefSeq, a predicted model, not a curated record
CCUGAGACUCUCGGGGCCUCUUGGAACCACGUUCUUCCCCUCCAGCCAAUAAUAGACCGCCACGUGUCUAAUAACACGUCUCCCUCACCAAUCAGGAAAAGGCGGUGACGACCUUCCUAACACAGCUUCUCCCUUUAUAAGGUCGGUGGGGUUCAUGAGAAACGAACUACAAGGAUCUUGUUCGUUCGCGUUCGUCAAUUUGAUUUCCUUCGGUUCGAUCGAUUCCGGCUUAAACGUUUCUUCUCCGGCGUAAUCAUGACGACAUCACGACGCCUCGCGGACAGGAAGGUGGAGAAGUUCGAGAAGAACAUUACAAAGAGAGGAGCUGUGCCUGAAACGACGACAAAGAAGGGAAAUGAUUACCCAGUUGGUCCUAUCCUCCUCGGGUUCUUCGUGUUCGUCGUCAUUGGAUCAUCUCUCUUCCAGAUCAUCAGGACAGCUACUAGCGGAGGAAUGGCUUAAAUCGCUCCUGCGAUCUCAAAACUGUUUUGAGGAGAGAGAAGUUUAUCAGAAUCUGUUCAAUCUGAUAUCAUGUCUUCCAACAUACUGUAGAACGGGACAAAGUUCUGUUGAACUGUUUUUUCAGUCUCUUGUAGCCAACAUUUUUUUAACCGACUUUGAAUAUGUUAUGUUACCAUCCAUCCAUC